CCCCAUGGAACUUGAAUGCAACACACCAGCAGCAAGAUUCUCCCUGCGCAUGCUCACAGCGUUAGCAUUAGUACUGUGAUGACUGUGAUGUGUGUUUUUAGAAGGUGUGUUGUCAUCCAGGCACUUCGGUGUGUGUUUUUUGCAUGCAUGUUUUAGUGUAUUUGGAGCAAAUCAUUCUCAGAGACAAUUGUAGCUACCCUACAGCUGGAGGAAACGGACUAUGUCGGCAAAUAAAACAAAGAAAGUCAAAAUGGCUACUAAAUCUUGUCCUGAAUGCGACCAACAGAUUCCAGUUGCGUGCAAGUCCUGCCCAUGUGGUUAUGUGUUUAUUAGCAGAAAACUCCUAAAUGCCAAGUUAAAUGAGCGCUCCUCUCCAGCCAUAGCAGACAAGCUGGACUUUAAGCGGAGGAGGACAGAGCGCAUUCGCAGAGAGAGGAUAGACUCUUCUUUAACCAGUGACUUGGAAAACAGGAGAAGAUCCCGGGCCAACAGCCAAUCAGAUCCCAUCCGGAGAGGAAGGGGCAGACCAAAAACAGUGGGGCUGAAGAAACACGAAGAGGAGAAAGCUUCAUCCGAGUCUCCUGAAGUUGCCGCACAGGCACACUGCAUAGCCUACAACGUGUGUUUCUUGAAGCAGGAAUCAUGGCGGAAGGAGGAGAUGACAGCUCUCAGAACAUUUAUCAGCCUAUUGCCUAUAUUUUUGUAACAUAAUAAACACUGUUGCCCUUUUUGAAACUAUUUCAGCUUGUGUAGGCCUAUCAGUGCUUUCUGGAAAUAUUGAAUACACUUUUAAAAAUACCGCAAUAAUACUGAAAACCAUGAUAAUUUUGGUCACUCUAACCGUGAGGUUAAAUUUUCAUACCGUUACAUCCCUAGACAUGACAUUGUCAUAACCAUGACCUGACAUCUGUCAUGAACACGAAGGAGUCUAUGAACGUUCAUGACUGUUGUCAUUAAGUGUCAUUCAGUAACUUAUGACACUAUUAAUGCUAAGUUGGUUGUAUAAGAUGUCUUUGUUAUGACAACUUGACAUUAACCAAGACAACAUAACCUGUAAUCAAUAUGUCAUGGCAGGCCUAAUUAAUAAACUAAUAAUCUAAAGAAACUCUUAGCUUUAUGUGUUAACAUUACAUUAAACUGUCAUAAGUGGCUGGUUCUGACAAUGGCUGUCAUGAGACUGAAUAUUUUCCUUGACCUCAAGUAAAGUGAAACAAUUUGGACUCGUCAUUAGGGUGUCAUAAAAGUUAUAAGACCAGUUUGACAACAGUGAAUGCACUACUGAGGUUAUUUAAUGAGUUUUGAAUGGAUGAUGUUAGCUUUGGGGUGGCAGUAGCUCAGUCCAUAGGGAGUUGGGUGGGGAACCAGAGGGUCGCCGGUUCAAGUCUAUGGGCAGCCCCCAACUCUGACAUCUCUCCAUUCGUGUAUGUAUAGGUCCUGUGCAUGUGUGUGAACAUUUAAUUUCCCCUCGUGGGAUUAAUAAAGGCACUUCUUCUUCUGUCUUUAGACUAAGGUUACUCGUUGCUAAACUAUCCGCUAACUAGUUAGCUGCUGUUAGCUAGUUAGCUUGGUUAGCUGUACAGCUGACUCAGCCGUAGGGUGCAAGGUGCCAAACCCUGAAAUAAACCCAUCUCAGAAGUGUAUUCCCUGUUCUGUAACUGGCCAUUAUAAUGGUCUCAUAAAAGCCAAUAUAAAAACCACCCACUUUAAUGUAAUGUUAACAAAUAAAGUGAAAUGGUUUUUUUAAGUUAGAUAGUUAGACCUGCUGUGACAUAUUUAUGACUAUGGUUACAAUAUGUUGUCGAGGUUAAUGUCGAGUUGUCACAACAAAGACAUUGUUGUCCAAUAACAGUUUUCUGUCUCAUGUCUCUCCCUUCUCCUCCCUCCCUUUCAACUCUCCUGCUCCCCCUGGGGAGGCACG
Molecule: messenger RNA, 1918 nt
Organism: Perca flavescens (yellow perch)
Lineage: Eukaryota; Metazoa; Chordata; Actinopteri; Perciformes; Percidae
Gene: hdip1
Product: chromosome 1 C16orf87 homolog
Exons: 4
Coding region: 221-706 (161 amino acids)
Source: RefSeq, a predicted model, not a curated record